CUCUUCGGCCUCUCCCUCGAUGACAACAUCAGGAUGCACAUCGACUUCUUGGUCAAGGAGGUCGGGAUCCCCAAGUCCAGGCUUGGCAAGACCAUUGCAUCCUUCCCGCACAUCCUCGCCUACAAGAUCAAGGACAACCUCAGGCCAACGGUCGCCUACCUGCAUGGAGAGCUCGGGAUUCCGCGGGAACGGAUGGGCAAGCUCGUGUCUACUCAUCCUCAGAUCUUGGGGUACAGCGUGGAGACGAAACUCCGGCCCAUGGCCAAGUACUUGAUAGAGGAGGUCGGGAUCCCCAAGGAGAAGAUCGGAGUCGUCGUUGAGAAGUGUCCCAAGAUCGUUGGAUGCAGUGUCGACCGCAACCUUAGGCCGACUGUUGGCUUCCUGCUGGAGGAGGUUGGGCUGACCCGGGCACAAGUUGGAGCCAUCGUGACCAAGUACCCGAGCCUCCUUGGGCUGAGCAUCGAGCACAACCUGCGGCCCAAGAUCCACUACCUCGUCCGAGAGAUCAAGGUGGACGAGGAGGUCAUCCGCCAACAGCUCGUGUCGUCGCCCCAGCUUCUCGCCUACAGCCUUGAGCAGCGGAUCAAACCGAGACACCGGCUGCUCAUCGGCAAGGGGCUCAAGCUCGGCCUGCACUCGAUGCUCGCCCCCACGGACAACAUGUUCUACCGCAGAUAUGGAGACGGCAAGAAGCACACGCCUGCCAUCAAGAAGGUAACAGCCAUCUCAGGGGGGAACUACUACUGGCAGAAAGACCCUCAGGCUUCGCCCGUGAUGAACGCGAUCCCCUUGGCUGCUGACUCCGGCCGCGCCUGACAAGCGUGCCGGCCCUCAACAUAACCGGGAGUAUCUGGAUGCAGCAGAUCCAGUACUGUUGGAUAACAAGUCGCCCCGUUGAUCUUGAUGCUUCUUAUUCUUUGUUACGACCUGAGCUGAGCGAUGCCGCGGACAUCUAUGUGGCAUUCCAAGUUUGCGGGUUUUGUAUGAUUUUGUACCGUUUCACCUGUCAUCAUAAACCAUACUAUGAC
This is a messenger RNA of Guillardia theta CCMP2712, 1028 nucleotides long. RefSeq lists its product as hypothetical. The transcript has 7 exons. The coding region runs from base 34 to 816 and encodes 260 amino acids. The record is from RefSeq and is a predicted model, not a curated record. Lineage: Eukaryota; Cryptophyceae; Pyrenomonadales; Geminigeraceae. Gene Ontology annotation, biological process: regulation of DNA-templated transcription. Gene Ontology annotation, molecular function: double-stranded DNA binding.